AAGCUCUCUUUGUUCAGUCUGGGUGUGUCUUUUUCUCCCGAAGGAGGGAGUUAAAAUUUUCUCGAGAAAAGGUAAGAGAAAAUUCCGGAGUGCUUGAAAACUUGGCAGGAAAGUUACGGAGAGAAACUUACAUAAAAUGACGAAUCAUUGCCAAGUCCAUCUUUGUUUGCAUUUCACGUGAGCUCAAGUGAUAUUCAUUCUUGAAUUUGGAAUGAUCGCAUGUUCUUCUGCCGGAUGACUUUGAACAGCUUAAAAACGUGAUGUUGUGUGAAAAAAUAUCAUAUUAGGAAACCUUUGGAGGAGUUUGAGUUGCAACAACCACAAAAAUUUUGUCCCUGGCUGCUCUUUAUUCAUGAGGAUGCCGAUGCUUAUCUAGCAGUUUGGCAUCAUUUAUUAGAUUAGGGAAGAAAUUCAUGGUUGUGUUAGGUUUUUGUGUUGAUUUUGGCUAUUUGAUGCACCCUUUCAGCUUGGCUGCUUGACCAAUCUAAGGUUUGGUAUUACCCUGUUGAAAUUCUGUAAACAUCUUGUUCCUUAAUAGCAUUUAGGCUCUAGAAGUUGGUGAUAUAAGCUUGAUUUUAUAUCUAAAGGUUCAGCAAUGUCAAUAGCCAGUGUAGCUCUUAGUCCUGUGCUUGAGGAGUCACUGAAUUUCCCUGGUAACUUUUCUGGGCGAAAUGAUCGGCCAUCAAGUGACUCAAUUUUGAUUUACCUCACUGUUGCUGGGUCUGUGAUUCCCAUUCGUGUAAUGGAGUCAGAUUCAAUUGCUUCUGUGAAGCUAAGAAUUCAGACUUUCAAGGGAUUUUUUGUGAAGAAGCAGAAACUGGUAUAUGAAGGGAGGGAACUGGCUCGUAACAAUUCUCGUGUCCGGGACUAUGGGCUUGCUGAUGGGAACGUAUUGCAUUUGGUUCUGCGGCUUUCAGAUCUCCAAGCUAUUACUAUUAGGACUAUGUGUGGGAAGGAAUUUGAGUUUCAUGUUGAGAAGGGGAGAAAUGUGGGUUAUGUGAAGCAGCAACUUGCUAAGAAGGGAAAAGGAUUUGUUGAUCUCAAAAAUGAAGAACUGAUAUUUAAUGGUGAAGAGCUUGAUGACAAGAGGCUUAUUACUGAGAUCUGUAAGAAAAGUGAGGUUGUAAUUCACUUGCUGGUUCAGAAAUCUGCUAAAGUAAGGGCAAAACCUGUUAAUAAAGAUUUUGAGGUGUCUGUUGACGCAAUAAAUUUAGAUGAGAAAGAGAAAGAGGUCAGGGAGGAAUAUCAUUGUAAGGAAACAUCUUUAGGAAAACAAGUUAUACAACAAAAGCCACUAAGGAGAGAUUUUCUCUUGGAGCCUUUGAUUGUUAAUUCUAAGAUUGAACUUCCUUUAGUCAUUAGAGAGCUUAUUAGAUCAACAUUUGAUGGAAUGGAUAAAGGAAAUGAACCAGUUCGGUCAUCAGAGGGAUCUGGAGGAGCGUAUUUCAUGCAAGAUCCAUCUGGUCAGAAUUAUAUCUCUGUCUUUAAGCCUAUUGAUGAAGAACCAUUGGCUGUGAAUAAUCCACGGGGGUUACCCUCGUCAGCGGAUGGGGAGGGGUUGAAGAAAGGCACACGGGUAGGAGAAGGAGCUUUGAGGGAAGUAGCAGCAUACAUUUUGGAUCAUCCAGUGGGUCGAUCCCAUUCAUUUUAUGAAGAGAAGGGAUUUGCUGGUGUUGCACCCACAGUGAUGGUUAGGUGCAUGCAUAAAGCAUUCAAUUACCCAGAUGGCUUCGAGUAUGCUUCCAGAAAUGUGAAAAUU
Carica papaya (papaya) is the source of this 1759-nucleotide messenger RNA. Its product is annotated as phosphatidylinositol 4-kinase gamma-like protein. Gene Ontology annotation, molecular function: protein binding. The record is from RefSeq and is a predicted model, not a curated record. Lineage: Eukaryota; Viridiplantae; Streptophyta; Magnoliopsida; Brassicales; Caricaceae.